Messenger RNA from Scleropages formosus (Asian bonytongue), 5159 nucleotides. Its product is annotated as thyroid hormone receptor alpha-like. Bases 720 to 1970 code for a protein of 416 amino acids. The record is from RefSeq and is a predicted model, not a curated record. The transcript has 11 exons. Gene Ontology annotation, biological process: cell differentiation; negative regulation of transcription by RNA polymerase II; positive regulation of transcription by RNA polymerase II. Gene Ontology annotation, cellular component: RNA polymerase II transcription regulator complex. Gene Ontology annotation, molecular function: RNA polymerase II cis-regulatory region sequence-specific DNA binding; nuclear receptor activity; zinc ion binding. Lineage: Eukaryota; Metazoa; Chordata; Actinopteri; Osteoglossiformes; Osteoglossidae.
ACGGAGGGAGGAGCGGCGGCCGCGGUAUUUUUGUUGAUUUCCUAUCCUCGUCGUGACAGCCGAACGACACGGGCGAACCGCAUUACUUGCACGCAGAAAUGAGCAGCGUGCGGAACAUGAGCUGAAAACACGCAAGUGGCACUGGGAGAAGUACGGGAGAAGGCCGAUUUGACAGACGGUUUGGAGCCCAGCGUGUCUUUCCGAGUCUGCGUUACUGUACACUCGCGGUGGAUACGGACACUCACACACUGCGUGGACAUUUCUCGUCUUGCGCUGAAAGAAAGCAAACCUGGGGCUGAGCUGAGAGAGAGGGGCGCGACAAAGCAAACUGAGCAGUGCGCGAAGACCAGCUAAAACAGUCAUCAUCAUGUGGCAUCAUAAGACAAGUCAUGCGUGUUGAUUGGGUGUGGCAGCGCCAAAGCUGCACAGAAGAGGCACUGCCGGCAGUAGCCAGCAGUGCCCAUGAGCAGGCAGCUUGUGAAUCAUUGACCAGACAGGACAGGACACUAGUAUUUAUUUUUUCCACAUCCCUUAACACAAGACAAAGGCUCAGUGUCCACUCUUCUGAUGUCACUGAUGUGGGUUUCCAUGAUAACCUUGGGUGCUGCAACCUUCUAAUGGCUGACUGACUGAUCAUAACCUGCGAAUGCCAACUGUGCAUCCGAGGGUGGGGCCCGCCUUGGUCUCGAAAGAUUGGCUGCUGGAUGGAACUGAGGUGAAUGGAACACAUGCACAAAGAGCAAGACCCUAACAUCUCAGAGGGCGAAGAGAAAAGGUGGCUCGAUUGCCCGAAGAGGAAGAGGAAAAACAGCCAAUGUUCAGUGAAGAGUAUGUCUGUGCUGAGCCUCUCUGUUCCAGGGUACAUCCCCAGCUACCUGGAGAAGGAUGAGCCCUGUGUGGUGUGUGGAGACAAGGCCACUGGAUACCACUACCGAUGCAUCACCUGUGAGGGCUGCAAGGGUUUCUUCCGACGUACUAUCCAGAAAAACCUCCACCCCUCUUACUCCUGCAAGUAUGACAGCUGCUGCAUCAUUGACAAGAUCACUCGCAAUCAGUGCCAGCUGUGUCGCUUCAAGAAGUGCAUUGCUGUGGGCAUGGCCAUGGACUUGGUUCUGGACGAAUCAAAGAGGGUGGCCAAGCGACGUCUGAUCGAGGAGAACCGAGAGCGGCGGAAGAAGGAGGAGAUGGUGAAGACCUUGCAGAACCGGCCUGAGCCCACAAGCUCUGAGUGGGAGCUUAUCCGCAUGGUGACUGACGCCCAUCGCCAUACGAAUGCCCAGGGUUCCCACUGGAAACAGAAGCGCAAGUUCCUGCCAGAAGACAUUGGCCAGUCUCCAGUGGCACCCACAUCAGAUGGGGACAAGGUGGACCUGGAGGCAUUUAGCGAGUUCACCAAGAUCAUCACUCCUGCCAUCACCCGUGUGGUUGACUUUGCCAAAAAACUACCUAUGUUCUCUGAGCUGCCUUGUGAAGAUCAGAUCAUCCUGCUGAAGGGCUGCUGCAUGGAGAUCAUGUCACUGAGGGCAGCUGUGCGUUAUGACCCUGAGAGCGAGACGCUCACUCUGAGCGGAGAGAUGGCCGUCAAGCGAGAGCAGCUGAAGAAUGGUGGUCUGGGAGUGGUGUCAGAUGCCAUCUUCGACCUGGGAAAGAGCCUGGCACAGUUCAAUCUGGACGACACGGAGGUGGCACUAUUACAAGCUGUGCUGCUCAUGAGCUCUGACCGCUCUGGCCUCACCUGCGUAGAGAAGAUAGAGAAGUGCCAGGAGAUGUACCUGCUGGCCUUUGAACACUACAUCAACUACCGGAAGCACAACAUUCCCCAUUUCUGGCCAAAGCUGCUGAUGAAGGUGACGGACCUGCGCAUGAUUGGGGCCUGCCACGCCAGUCGUUUCCUGCACAUGAAGGUGGAAUGUCCUACCGAACUGUUUCCCCCAUUAUUCCUGGAGGUUUUCGAGGACCAGGAGGUCUGAUCUGGGGCAAUGGGGGGGUGGGAAGGUGCUGGAGGAAGGGCUGUGGUUUGGGGUGGGGGGGGUUGGGUUGCUAGGACCCCUUGAACAUCAGAUGUCAGAACACACCAGCAGCAGAGCUCUUCAAAGGAAAAAAUAAAAACUUUUCCCUUUUUGCUUUCAAAUAAAUCAGGUGGCCCUUCUGUCUUAAUCUUCAAGUAGGUAUCAGACACAUACUUAGCUGUAAACACACAUACAGAUGUGUUCACACUCCAUUCUGUUGGUGGUUGACGUCGUGCCUGCACCCACUUCCUUGUGUACCUCAUUAAGACCCUGCAGUGGUCAUUGCAGCUAGGCCCGUACUUCAUGUGCCAUUUCCCACACUAGUUGCACUUUCAUUUUAUUCUGGGUUUCAGUGAAUUUUCAGUGAGUUUCCACAUCCACAGUAUUUUGAAACAGAAACAAAUCCGCACGUCCCACCCACAUGCAUGGAUACACAGAAGCCCUCUACUGUGUAUGUUCUUUAGGGGAAGCAGCUGUACCCUCUCUCUUGCUUUACAUGAGGUUAUGUGGGACACAAGGCUGUUUUAAGACAGGUUCAAAGCUGUUUUUACAAAAAGCUUUCCAAAAAGUAUUUAGUAUUGACUUUGCAAUACAUUUUCUACCCAUCAGUCCCUGGAUCUGGGAUAGGAAAACCACGGAUGAGUUACCCUGUUUUGUAAAGGAAAUGAACCCAUCACACGUUCAACAUUUGCCUGUCUCCAGUUGAUGUCCCCUCGCUGUGCAAAAUCACCUUUCCAUUUCAUUGUACUGCAUUUGCAAGCAUCAGACCCUCUCACAAAUCCCAGCUGAUCCCUUCCCUUCCACUGAAAGGAUACGGCAGUAUAAGUGGAAUGGGUGUCAAGGCCUCCAAUUUCUCUGUAAGAGCAACGAGAGGCAGAAAGACUGACACCCCAUAGCAUGAUCCUGUGCCCUGCAUGCAGUUGUCCUGGAAACAGCAGAUCUCUUUUGGUAGAUAGACACCUAUUCACUCACCCAUAAUCUUGGGCAAUUCCAAUGUGGAACAGUGCAUUUUAGAGUGUCCAGUGCCGCACGUCCUGAUCAUGAUAGAGUACAGGUGAGCAGGACAUUUGGGGAGAAAAGUUUGUGUUUAUAAUGUGGAAUCUUCUUGUUUACUUCAAGUUUUGUGUUUUAUAUCGAUGGAAAUCCAAUAAGAGGGUUGGGAGAAAGGCUGUAUUUUAAGCAUACCCCUCAGCAUUUUUCUUCUGACAGGAAUAGAAUGAGUGUGAUGGCUUUCAUUUACCACGGUGUGGGCACUCAGGCUGCGGUCCUGCCCCUUUACAGACAGACUAUCUCAUCUCUGGUCACAGAACAGUUGCCCACAGCCUCUGUUCCCUCUUAAAAUGAAAUACACACCAGGGCAUACCAAUACUCAUUACAGUUACUCAUGACAACUACUUGUGCAUUUACACAGUGCUGUCUGCAGUCAGCCAGUGUUUCAUAAAAUCAGCACAUAAUACCACUGAAGACAGGAGGGUCCUUGAUUUAGGUUUUUUGUAACAUUUUUCUUUCCAUUUCUUAGCCUUAUUUCGGUGAGAUAAAGUGAUGUCAAUUUAUUUUUAUUGAAAUGUAUAAAGUGGGACCAAGUGUCACUUUGGAAUCCCGUUCUGUAGAAAUGGAAAAGAAAACGGAGGAGCGGUGACACAGAGCUUUGGGAGCUGUCAGCCACUUUGAAGAGUCAUAGAAAGGACGUAGACGCACAAAACUGGAACCUUGAAAGGGCCAAGCCUUGUCCAGUCUGUCUGGGGCAGGGAUUAAAGCAUUGUUUUAGAGGAGAAAACAAAAAAGAUAACCUCAUUAAGUGCUAUGCAGUUAGCAGUAAAAUGAAUGGCAUGAGGAGAAAGAUGUCUAAUAUUAACGGUCAGGAGAGGAGAGAGCUGGAAGACUGAUUGUGGAAAGCAGUUCCACAUAUCCAGUUGAACAAGCUGGGGCUCAUUCACUGGGUAUGAAACAAAAGUGGACACAGCAACUGAGAUCAGGGCCUUUCCAAAGGAGAUUGCUGGCCCUUCUGUACCCCGUUCCUUGCUGUCCUUCACUCUGCUUGCUGCUCCAUCCAAUUAGAGCUCUACAUCUUAUCAGGAACUGGAUCCAGUCUCACUUCCCAUUUCCUGUCCACUUGCCCAGCCACCUGCAUCAUUCUUUUGGGUGUCUGCAGGAAAGCAGUGGCAGCCCCCCACCAAACCACACCCCAUGAUCCAUGCUCUCCCAAAGACUAGUCCAUUCUGUUAAACAGAAGUUUGUGCAUGAGCAAAUUCAACCCACCCAGUUGCACUGUCAGUAUUAAAAACACAUUUUCUUAAGUGUUCUCAUUUUCCUCAAAGCUAAAAACCUAAAGGUGGUGUGCAGACAAUUUGUCUGUUUCCCUUAAAUUUCGGCAGUGAGCUCUUUCACAUGGGGCCUUAGGCAGGUGCGUGACAGCUUGGAAUUGCCAAAGGGCAAAGUCCUCCCUCCUGUUAGACGAGACCAGCUAGCUCGAUUCGCACAAAGACUAUAGACUGGACACACAGACAGCCUCCAUUGGAGGGAAAGAAGAAGGUAUCUGCCCCAUCUUCUUUUAAAAUCAGGCAGGGAGAAUCAGAGUAUUUGGAUGUAAUUUUAGUGGCUUGGUGGCAAGGAAAGGCACGCAAAAGGCCGGUGCAAAUGAUGGUACAGACAGAUGUGCACAGUUCUCAAAGAAGACCCCUCAACCCUGCCUUGCAGUUAAAUGUAUUCAAUCAGCAUGUGGCACUUAGGAUGUGAUCCCUGCGGAACAUGCUAGUGUAGCAGGCCAACGUGGCCUCACUAUUAGCUGAAGUAACCACCUCCACAGAGUCUACGUCAUUAGCUAGAGUAGAAGGACACCUCAGUCUCCCCUCCACCUUCUGCUCCUGAUCCGUCCUCUGGACAGAAGGCGAGAUUCAGCCUGUUGUCGUUGAGCGAGAAAGGAAAGAAAUUUCAUUCCAUCGAUGUGGGUACAGAACUUCUUUUGGGGCUUUGAAAUAGGAAAUGAAAAAGAGUUUAAAGAAGAAGAAAAAGGAAAAAAAAAAAAGACGCCCGAUUGGUGCUUUUGUGAGCUGACUGGGUGUGGCAUAUGACACCAGGGGUUACAAUGCUGCUUUACCUUACAGAUCUAAUUUUAUUUUAUUUGAAAAAAUAUAAUGAAAGAUAUAAAAA